AUGAAGACGCAAGCAAAAACUGACACAAACGAUUAUGAUAUUACUGACCUUUUGAAUCAGCCAUCCAGGAUAUUGCCCCCCAUCCUACUGAUUUCGGUAUGUUUCAAAAUCAUCUUAAUGCCUACGUAUCGGUCCACUGACUUCGAUGUUCACCGCAACUGGCUUGCUGUCACACAUAAUCUGCCGCUGUCGGAAUGGUACUUUAAUGACGUCAACGGGACGACGGUGCACACCUUGGAUUAUCCACCCAUGUUUGCAUACUUUGAAGCGUUCCUAUCCAACAAUCCUUUGACUUCAAGAAUUGUACCUCUGGGAGAUCGAUGCCUGGAUCUGUUGCCAGAUUCGGAUAACACUCCUUCCGAAGAUUGUAUUGUCUUUCACCGAUGCACUGUCAUUGCGAGUGAUUUGAUAUUUUGGAUCGGCGCCUACAUGGCAUGCCGUUCCAUGUAUCAUGGAAAACCAUUGUAUCGAUCGUCCAUGGCUUUCUUGCUUAUAGUCUGGAAUCCCGGUAUGCUAUGGCUCGAUCAUAUUCACUUUCAAUACAAUGGAAUGUUGUUGGGAUUGUUUCUUGGAUCUCUUGGAUUGUUGAUGCAAGGCAACAAUCUUGGUCCCAAUAAGCGGGGGUAUCAUUUCUGUCAUUUAGGAGGAGCGAUACUGUACGCAUUCUUGCUGAACCUUAAGCACUUGUACUUGACGUUGGCGCCACUGUACUUUUGUUACUUAUUAAUGUCCUAUUGUCAAAUUGACGGAAAGGGAUUUCAAUUGAGAAACUUUGCCGCUUUGGCCAGUGUCACUGCCAUUUGCUUGCUGGCACCAUGGGUACCAUUUUUGCUGCAAGAAGAUCCUAAAGGUCAACUACUUCAAAUACUCGCCCGACUCUUUCCAUUUGGUCGAGGUUUGGUGCAUGACUACUGGGCCGCCAAUGUCUGGGCACUCUACUUGCUGGCCGACAAGGUAGUCAAAGUGGCUUCCCCUAGACUCCCUUGGAUUCCUAUUUCGCACCUUCCCGAACCCACUCCUUUGGUGUGUGCGGUACUUAUGUUUGUCUCGCAGCUACCAGCACUGAUAGUGGCAUCCACGCGGAGAUCCAAUGUCAAAUUGAUUCAGGCUGUAGUCUACUGCUCUCUCUGUUCCUUUAUGUUCGCUUGGCACGUGCACGAGAAAGCCAUCAUGACGGCGUUGAUCCCCUUGACACUGUUGGUGUGUCAGAAUGAUGAUCGAAACAACAAAGGCUACUCGCAUUCGCUCUUGUUUUGGCAAAUGUCCCUGUGGGGCCUUUUGGGUCUCUUUCCGCUCUUGUUUCGACCCGUCGAGUUGGGCUUCAAAGUAGUUUCGUAUGUUACCUUUAUGGCCCUGUGCGUUCAAUUCUCCAAGGAACGCUUUGGAAGCUUUCGAAAGCUCUGUUCCUUGUUGGUGGGAAUUGUGAUUAUUAUCUUGGAAGUCUUGCCAAUUCAAGGAAAAUGGGAAUUUCUUCCACUCAUGAUAACAUCUAUCAUCUGCGCCCUGGGUUUAGUAGCAUGCUGGAUUGUCAGCCUGGCACAGCUAUUGGCGGUGGAAGAUGAACGAAUAAAAGAUAAGAACAUAUAG
Molecule: messenger RNA, 1587 nt
Organism: Cylindrotheca closterium
Lineage: Eukaryota; Bacillariophyta; Bacillariophyceae; Bacillariales; Bacillariaceae
Source: the annotation of a GenBank genome assembly